This is a messenger RNA of Aspergillus tanneri, 1611 nucleotides long. RefSeq lists its product as uncharacterized. Bases 1 to 1611 code for a protein of 536 amino acids. The transcript has a single exon. The record is from RefSeq and is a predicted model, not a curated record. Lineage: Eukaryota; Fungi; Ascomycota; Eurotiomycetes; Eurotiales; Aspergillaceae.
AUGUCCAUCCACCCUCAAAUCUCCCACUGUGUGACAGUGUUAGUGUGGGAUGUAACCACGAAGCCUGCUUUUGAUCGACCAUCCUUUAAUCGUACUACCUAUCAGCCAAAAGUUUUGGAUAGAGUUGAGCGGAUUAUCGUGGCAUAUGAUAAGAUCAGCAAGGAUGGUUUCGAUUUCUCUAUUUUGCUUCAAGUAUUACCACGAUUCCCUCGACUGAAGGGAGUUAUAUUUCACGAUCUGAUGGCCCCAUGGGUGAAAGUGAUUUACCAGAACGAUUUGCAUUUACAACCACAACCACUCUACUCGGGAUUAUACGAAUCACCGGCGAUGUGUCAAUGGCGUGACCUGCACUUUAAGGGUAUCAAUAAUCUCGAUCAAAUGCCUGUUGCUGAACUUUCCUGCCCCGGGGAAUUACUGAUGAGCCAGCUUCUAGUGUGGGCUCAAGACCGUCUAAAUGGGACGGGUCAAUUCCCAGCUUUUCUCUUUGAGCAGAUGAUGUACAAGACCUGGCGAGCGCCAGUUCUAAUGAUGAUAGCCCUCCGUAUUUUUGAUAGAAAACUGCAGAGUUUCGAUAUCAACAUAUCUCCAACCGCGAGCUUUCCUCUCACUAGGGAGGAGGUCGGUCUGCGUUUCAAUGGCCUUGAUCUUCCACUUUUCUCACAUUGGGAUUAUGGCCUAGAGUGGUUAUGUGAUAUGUUCCAAUCAUUGCGCCACCUCUGUCUCUGUCUGGAUAAUGCUACUAGUCGGAAUUGGCGUCGUUUUAUUGCCAAACCACUUCAGGCUGUGCAGCGUAUCGAAACCCUCGAGCUUUGGUUAUCUAAAGCAGAACAUUUUGCAGGCCUGGACUUGCCGAUAUAUCCACACAUCAAAACCUUGAAGUUGGGUAGGUUUUGGUUUAACAAGGGUGAAGUUGAGGAGAAACUUCUUCCAUGGUGUUUCCAGACUGGACUACAAAAUCUUCAUCUAGUGAACUUUGAGUUCGUUGUCCCAUUUCCGACAAGUGCAACAGACAUUGUAUUCUGGCUCCUUGAAAAUGACAUCAGCAGUUUGGAGCCAGAAAGUGAAACACCCAACGCCAUGCAGGAUACCACUGAGUCUGCAGAUCCUGAGGCCUCAGUACACGGUGAUAAGUCCAAUCACCCCGCCGAGAGCGAGGAUGUGAUAGAGGAUGAGGAAGAAAAGUGGUACAAAUUUCUAUUUGGGGAUGCAGAAGAAAGAUGGACCCAGUGGCCAUUUGAAAUGUUCGACUUCGACGAUGACGAGUCUCCCCACGACCCAGAAUUCUUGCCGUGUUGUCCGGAAAUGUGGAAUCGACACCUGGAGUCUCGAAUUGUGGAUUAUUCUGCGGAUGGAUGGGAGAAUGAGUUCGUGUCGCAUUACUACAAAAACUACCAUCACACGGAGGAGGCAGCGUAUGAUCAUGACUAUGAUAAUGACACACCCGAUAUUUGGGAUGAACUGCCCAUUCCGCCACAUACUGCGGAGGAAGUGCGUAGGAUGCGUUCUGUCCUGGGAGCAUCAAUUGAGUUCCACAUCCACGGAAGCAGCUGGGGCUAUGGAGACAGAAUACUUUGCAUGACAAUUGAUAAGUGGUCUUCACGGCAUGAGUAA